Messenger RNA from Pungitius pungitius (ninespine stickleback), 1356 nucleotides. RefSeq names its product transcription factor E2F5-like. Gene Ontology annotation, cellular component: RNA polymerase II transcription regulator complex. Bases 233 to 1252 code for a protein of 339 amino acids. The transcript has 10 exons. Gene Ontology annotation, molecular function: RNA polymerase II cis-regulatory region sequence-specific DNA binding; protein dimerization activity; DNA-binding transcription factor activity, RNA polymerase II-specific. Gene Ontology annotation, biological process: regulation of transcription by RNA polymerase II. The record is from RefSeq and is a predicted model, not a curated record. Lineage: Eukaryota; Metazoa; Chordata; Actinopteri; Perciformes; Gasterosteidae.
GAAUUGCGGGGAGUUGUGGGAAGUUGUAGUUCUUACUGGGGUGUAAAAAAACGGGUGUUUUUGGAUGGCGUGGCUGUGGCCGACAACAGUCCACAAUAAACCCGAGUAAUAAUAAACUGGCUCUUUAUUGUACGUUACAAUACUUUCAGUUGUCGUGGUCAAGCCUGCUUAGUGACGUCGGCAGCAACUCUUUAACUUUACGCUGGUCUCGAGACCAUCCACGUUCAGGACAAUGGACCGUGAAGGCAUCGCAGAUAGUCCAGACGAGGAGAGCCCCUCGCCAGACAAGAUCCCCAAAAAUCAGAGAAGUCUGAAGAGCCUUCACAUGCUCGCCACGAGGUUUGUGGGGUUGCUACAAGAGGCUGAAAACGGCUUGCUGGACCUGAAAGACGCUGUUAGGCUGUUGGCUGUGGGUAAAAAAAGGCGUAUCUACGACAUCACAAACGUUUUGGAGGGCGUUGGUCUGAUUGUGAAAAUCUCCAAGAGCAUGGUUAAGUGGAAUGGCGCAGUGCUAGGAGAACAUGCUUUCAGGCUAACCAACAGAGUGAUUGAGCUGAGGGCAGAGCUGAAGGACUUGGAGCAAAAGGAAAGUAUGUUAGACCUGCAGAAAUUCUGGGUUGAACAGAGCACCACGAGCACAAAAGAAGACUGCAAUGAUCUGACCUACGUGAAUCAUGACGACAUCUGCAACUGUUUUAGCGGCGAUACUCUCUUGGCAGUACAAGCGCCACGUGGGACACAACUAGACGUGCCGAUUCCCAAAGCUGUCCAGAACUGCCCAGCAAAGUACCAGAUCUAUCUGAAAAGCAUCAAUGGGCCGAUAGAUGUUGUACUUCUCAACAAACUCACUGUUGACUCCGUUCCUGUCGUACUGCCAGUCCCACCGUCCAAAGAACUUUUACGGAACGCCAAAUAUGCAAUGUCCACUUCAGAUGAGACCGAAAGCAGUAAUAAACAUGCCGCCAAGUCUCGAAGGAUGAUCAUGGAGGACAUGCUGCACCUACAGUCGUCGUCACGUUCAAACACUGAGCCUAACCCAACGGAUGCAUCUGAAUUGCGAGAUUUAUCAAAAGAACUGCAGGACCUACUACGCCCAACCAAAGCAAUGAUGAAUGCAGAGCAGCUCAAGAAUCUUUUAGCCUCAGAAGGUUUUUCUCCCCUCCGUCGAUCUUCAAUCCCAUCUGAUCCAGAAUACAUUCACACUCUGGAUGAGAGUGAAGGCCUCUCUGACAUCGCCAUGCACAAUGUCUAACUGAAAUGUACAUAAUUGUCUGUUUUUUUUUAAUGAUUACUAUAAAUAAUAAAUGAAAUAAAAGCUUUUGAAUAUUAUAUCUACCUGAUUCAUGUACUGUGAAG